Messenger RNA from Dipodomys ordii (Ord's kangaroo rat), 1258 nucleotides. RefSeq names its product lipocalin 15 (gene Lcn15). NCBI's taxonomy places the organism in Eukaryota, Metazoa, Chordata, Mammalia, Rodentia, Heteromyidae. The transcript is spliced from 5 exons. Bases 1 to 765 code for a protein of 254 amino acids. Gene Ontology annotation, molecular function: small molecule binding. The record is from RefSeq and is a predicted model, not a curated record.
AUGGGGCUGGUCCUGCCGUGCUGGGUCCUGGUGCUGCUCUGGGUGUCUGUGGCUCAGGCUGAGGUCUUGGUGCAGCCGGACUUCAAUGCCCAAAAGUUCUCAGGCCUCUGGUAUGUGGUGGCCAUGGUGUCCGACUGCCAAGUCUUCCUGGGCACAAAGGACCAUCUACUGAUGUCCUUCAGCACCAUCAACGCCACCGCGGAAGGUGACCUCAGUGCCCACAUGGUCUUCCCGGGCACUAGCUGCUUUCGGUUGUAUUUCCGGCUGUCCCAGGUCCUGUACCUUGGGGUCCCUCGCCUGCCCCUCCCUGGCCCCCAGUCAUCAGUCGGGGCCAGCCUGGGCCGGACUCAGGACGCCACCCCCGAGGCCCUGAGGGCCAUCCGUGACUUCUACCCCACCGUGGGGCUUCAGGAUGACAUGAUGAUCCUGCUGCCCAAGUCAGACAUGUGCUCCCCCAGGGAAGGAGGCACCCUGGCACCCCCAGAGGCCCAGGCCAGCCCCUCCCAGGAGGCCACGGUGAGACCGGUGUCCUGUGCGGGCUGGGCCAGGCUGGCCCUCAACCUACCGUCCUCUCCCCCCUUCUGCCUGGCGAGCCUCUUGGAAGCCCCUCCUGCCCCGCCGGGAAGCCUGCCUUGGUUUUCUGGGGCUAAAGUGCCACAGCCUGAGCCCUUAAACAGCCAGAGCGGUGGACGAGGUGUGAGGGUCACCGGCAUGGUGGGGGAAGAUUUGUGGGCUUUCCUGGGGUUCCUCCAGAUGUUUCUGUAGCCUGCCUCGGUCCUUACUUCCCUUCCCUAAUUUCCUACAGUUGGUUUCCUUUCGGGUAAGCUUGAGAUUGGCUCAUGGCUGCUUUCUUCUCUCGUGGGCUGCCUGCCAGAGGGCCUGGGGGUUUGGGGAUGGGUUAACUUGCUCAUGGAUCUAAACAACCCAGUGAACCCUAAGCCUUCCAAUAUGGUGGUAGGGGGUGGGGGUCGAUGUUCGAUUACCCUCCUGUCACCUCCACCCCUUUACCCAGGGCUGGGCAGAGCCUGGGGGGCGGAGUUGUCCCUGCCCAUCAAGACUGAGGGACUCCUGGGGACGGGUAGGGUCUCUGGGGUGGUAGUGCCGGCGUGGGGUGUUUCCCGGUUUAUAGAAGUUCUGGUGGAGAGUCAGCUGUCCGGCCUUGUGCCGUGGCCAGCUUGUGGGGAGCAGCAAGCGCCUCUGUCCAGGGUGGAUGCCACAUCUGCACUUCCUCCUCGCAGGGUGAGCCUGGAGCCCUAAA